Sporisorium graminicola is the source of this 300-nucleotide messenger RNA. RefSeq lists its product as uncharacterized. The transcript has a single exon. The record is from RefSeq and is a predicted model, not a curated record. NCBI's taxonomy places the organism in Eukaryota, Fungi, Basidiomycota, Ustilaginomycetes, Ustilaginales, Ustilaginaceae. The coding region runs from base 1 to 300 and encodes 99 amino acids.
AUGCUACGACCAGGCCCUGCGCCAUGGACUUCAUCGGCAAUGGCUUCUACGUCACCUGGGUCCACCCGAGAUGCAGCUCGCGAGACGCUCAAGCGGCAGUUGCCCUACUUCAAGCGUACCCAAGACGAUGAGGCCUCGAUACGCAGGGGCAGGCCUUUCCAGGUCUACUUGUGCCGGAAUGGCAUGAGCGCAUUCGAUGCAAAAUGGUCGUGGCCUUCCAACCCCGGCUCUUCUGCUGUCACGGGAGCAGAGGACGAAGGUGGACCACUCUCGCUGCCGCUCAAGUUCCGUUCUUCGUGA